Pogona vitticeps (central bearded dragon) is the source of this 1614-nucleotide messenger RNA. It is a transcript of the gene SPATC1L, whose product is annotated as spermatogenesis and centriole associated 1 like. NCBI's taxonomy places the organism in Eukaryota, Metazoa, Chordata, Lepidosauria, Squamata, Agamidae. Gene Ontology annotation, cellular component: centrosome. The record is from RefSeq and is a predicted model, not a curated record.
ACAUUCCAAGCGUGUUGAGUUUCCUGUGGGUCUUUCAAAGCACUGGGACUAGUGACCUGUCCAGCAAAAGCCAUCUGCUAUAAAGUCAUCCUUCCUUACCAGAGGAAGAUGUCGGAGGAGAGAGAAUGGAUGAGAAGAAUUCAGGAAGAAAAUGCACAUCUCAAAAAUCAAAUUAGACUGCUUAAGGAAAACUAUGAACUGCGCAUAUUGUUGGGUCAGCAGUGUGACAAAAGCAGCCAAGUCCAUUUAUUAGCAUCUCAAAUUUCUCCUGCCAAUGCUGAUGCUGGUUCACUGAUGAAAGGAGUUCAGUAUAUUGGAAGAGAAGAUUCUAAUUAUUGCCCCAACAUCAUCUCCAAGGAUACCACUAUUCAGUCCACUCCCAGUGCUCAGACAUCGGUUAAGUGGCUUUGCAAAGAUCCUCUGCAGCCCAGAACUGGGGAAAAGAGAGCCACACAUUUGUCAAACAUGUCAUCUUCUACCAUUGGACUAAAACAACUUGAAGGACCCAUAGAGAUCUCUGUACCCAAGAAAACUUGGCUCCCAGAUGGCCUUUUUCCUGGUGAUAAGACUCAAGCUUCGUUACCACUUUGCACUGCUUACUCUUCAAAGGACAUGCUAAGUCACUCGCCCUCAUGGCCCGAAGAAUCAAACACCACCAGUAUGUUCAACAGGGAGGAUGUCCAAGCACAGACCUCAUUUUCAGAUGACCUCAAGCUCCACAAAGGAGGGUCCAUCUUAAGGAUUUCUGAGAGGCAGCCCUCUCACAUUUCAAACAGCGCACAAGACUCAAGCCUCAACAAGGCUCAGACUGAUUCCCAGGAGACUCCGAAGAAGAAAAGGGUCUGGUUUUCAGACACCCUUGGCCCAGACAAGUUAAGGAAGCUCCAGACAUUCUACUUAAAUGACAUAGAGAUCACUCAGAACAGCAAAAGAAAUGGGCGCAUAGUGGGAGAGAUUGCCUUUCAAUUAGAUAGGCGAAUCCUUGCCCAUGUGUUUCCUGGAAUCACACGUCUCUAUGGAUUCACCGUGUCCAAUAUUCCUGAGAAAAUCAAACAGGUCUCCCUGAAAUCUUUAAAUGGCUCUGUGGACGAGAAGAUGUAUCGAGCCAUAACCCAGCGCUACCUGGACCUAACAGCCCGCCUAGAGAAGAUGGGCUAUCAUACAGAAAUCCACCCUGUGUUUAGUGAAUUUCUCAUCAACACCUAUGGCAUCCUAAAACAAAGGCCAGAUCAGAACUCUAAUCCCAUGCACAACAAUCCUGCUGAACUCAGAAAAAUGGUGAUAGACAUCGUCCCACCCAAAUUCCUUGGAGAUACCUUACUGCUGUUGAACUGUUUGUGUGAACUUUCGAAGGAAGACAACAAAGCUCUCUUUGCUUGGUAGUGCACACCGCAGCUCUUGCCGUAAAGACUCUCAUAGUAAGAAGACACAAGCACAACCUAUGCGUAAUAAAAUAGUAUUUGCUGAAAAGGGGAAUCAAGUAGAGUGCACUUUUUUUUGUAUCAGGCUGUUGCUGGUAGAGCUGCUUUUUGCUGUGUUUAAUUCACAUUGCUUUUGACUAGUUGUACCUUUAAAACUGAUAAUGUGUUUUUUUUUAAUUUAUAUCAUAUUUAU